GCUAUAUUUGCAAACCAUAUCUCGGCCGUAUAUCAGACAUCUGACGCGACUUAACCUUAUUAAGAUCAACAAUAGAUAAAUGCGCUCGACAUUUGGAAAAUAUUUAUUAUCUUUUGUUGAGUUUGCUUAACAUGAACACUUGUCAGGCAAAAAAUUUUGAGGGACCUACAUAUGUAAUCUGAGGAUAAAUCGAGAUCAUAGGAGGCAAUUAAAAGUAUACAGCUCCAUGGGCACAUGUUGGCCCCCGCACAAGUCUACUCCACUGUCGCCGGCGGGAAGUUUUCCAUUGAGAGAGGAACCGCUUUUGUUUUCCUCAUUGGCAGACGUUAAUGAUAAUGACAAUAUUAUUAUAAUAAAACCCAAAGAGCUCUGUCGGGACCGUUAAUUAAUGGAAUCACCACUAUCAGAGAAUUGUUAAACGCCAAUAAAACACAAAUUGAGUAAAAAAAAGGUCCUAGAAAUAAUCGUGUGGCUGACAAACAAAUCGCACCGUCCAUUUAUAAUGAGCCAAUCAAUAAAUCGCUGGCCAGACGCCCGUUAAAUCGGAAAGUGAACAAACAUGGUGUAUCAUGCCAAUGGAGAGAGAAGACCCCUGCUGCUCCGCGUAGUUUCAAAUCCCCUCAGGACUUUAUCUUCCAGAGGUUUUGGCGCGCGCCAUUGGCAGGCCAUUCUCCUGUUCGUUGGCAUGAUGAUCAACUACUUUCAGCGGGUCAAUAUCUCGGCUGGUAUUGUUCCCAUGACGACACCCACAGCAGGUGCUCCUUUCUACAAAUGGGACACGUCGGAUAAGUCCAUGAUCCUCAGCAGCUUUUUUUGGGGCUAUGUGGUCUCCCAGGUUCCAGCAGGACUUCUGGCUAAACGAUUUGGAGCCAAGGUGGUCUUGGGUUCGGCCACGGCCAUCGGCGGCAUUCUUUGCUUCUUCCAUCCCAUGGCAGCCAGCAACGGCUGGGAGAGUGUCUGCGUUCUUCGCGUCCUAACCGGUCUGGUCCAAGGAACUGUCUACCCGUGUGUUCACACGCUGCUCGCUAAGUGGGUGCCUCGCACGGAGAGAGGACUUCUCACCACGGGCGUUUAUGCGGGGGCACAGUUCGGAACGGCCAUUAUUCUGGUCACCAGCGGAUUUAUCUUCGAGUCCAGUAUGGGUUGGCCGGGAUUGUUCUACAUUUCGGGCGGCCUGAGCCUGGCCUGGUCGUUAUUAUUCUUCUGGCAAGCGGCCAAUCAACCCGCCACAGCUCGCAGGAUCUGCAAAACCGAAAAGGAGUACAUCGAAAGCCUUACGGGCAGCAACAGCUCCAGUCAGUCCAUGCCCGUGCCCUGGUUGUCUAUUUUUAAGUCUCCAGCUUUCUAUGGUCUGCUGGCAGCCCAUUGUGGAUUCACCUGGGGCUUCUACACGUUGCUUACAGAGAUGCCUACCUACAUGAGCAGUGUGCUGCAGCUGAAUGUCAAGUCCAACGCUUUCCUCUCCUCGCUGCCGUACUUUGCCAUGGGCUUGCUCUGUUUUGUGGUCAGUCCCAUAUCCGACUUGCUCAUCAACCGGGGCACCAUGUCGACUACGACGGCCCGAAAGCUCUUCAACUCAAUUGGACAGUGGGGACCAAUGGCAUGUUUAAUCGGACUGGGAUACAUGACCGCCGACGAAAAGACGUGGGCCAUUCUCCUACUGACGCUGGCGGUGGGCAUCAAUGCGGGCUGCUCCUGCGGCUAUCUGAUCAAUCAUAUCGAUCUUUCGCCCAAUUUCGCCGGUCCCAUGAUGGGAGUGACCAAUGGAAUCGCUGGAAUUACAUCCAUAUUGGCUCCUUUGGUCGUGGGAGCGAUUAUAUCGAAUGAAAUGGACCCCAGCCAGUGGCGGGUGGUGUUUUUCAUAACAGGAGGAAUUUACCUAGUCUGCAACACCCUCUUCGUGAUAUUCGGCAGGGCAACAAUACAACCGUGGAACGAGACCCCAUCCAUGUCCAGCACGAUGACGCUACGCAACCAUUUGGAGAACGAUUCUAGUUCCAUUGCUCCUACUUCGGACAAAGACAAUCGGUUUUGAAGCCAUUGGCAUGCACCUGUUUCCCAUUGACAAUCUCUUUAAAUUUAGUAAUUAUAAGUUAUCGUUAUAUUUGACUUUCUUUUGUGCCAGCGAUAUUUGGAUAUGCCUAGCUCUAACUAAAGAUAUUGGUUUAUGUUUACGCUUAUGCUAAGGGAAGCUUUAUAUGACUUAGUUGUGUGAUCAGCGGAAAUUAGACUUUACGAUGUAUGGCACGUUUCUAGUUUAAGUCGUUUUGAGUACCAUUAAGUGAGUUGUCUAUGCACACAGCAUACUAAUAAAUAUUUACAGCCCUGUGUAA
Molecule: messenger RNA, 2333 nt
Organism: Drosophila ficusphila
Lineage: Eukaryota; Metazoa; Arthropoda; Insecta; Diptera; Drosophilidae
Gene: MFS12
Product: putative inorganic phosphate cotransporter
Exons: 4
Coding region: 560-2035 (491 amino acids)
Biological process (GO): monoatomic anion transport; transmembrane transport
Cellular component (GO): plasma membrane
Molecular function (GO): transmembrane transporter activity
Source: RefSeq, a predicted model, not a curated record